Molecule: messenger RNA, 1650 nt
Organism: Parnassius mnemosyne (clouded apollo)
Lineage: Eukaryota; Metazoa; Arthropoda; Insecta; Lepidoptera; Papilionidae
Source: the annotation of a GenBank genome assembly
GCUUUCCGAGCGCGUAUUCGGUCAAAGUAAGGCGGCGCGCCGGCUAGCGCGCUCGCCUGCCGUUCGGCUUGAGCUAAUAGCGUCCCUUGCAAUAACAUCAUCAAUAAAAUGAUGCCUAACCAACAGUUAAAUAAAACUGUGCGACAUCUCAACUUGUCAAUUUAUUUGUGUCUUUUAUUUUUUGUGUGAAAGUCGCGCCGAGUAACCGCUGUGUCUUCCUUUGUACGUUAAGCGAUUGAUUGUUCGAAGUACACUGAUUGUUUUGAUGAGGUGCGGUCGCUUUACGAGAAAUCGGAUAAACGCCGCAAUGCCAUAAUAGGUCUAUUAAAAAAGCAAUAAAAAGAUUAAAUGUAGAAACCCCGUAGUAUUAGUGACGCUAUAAAAAGUGCUAAAAAUCUAGUCGUAAUUCUUAGAAAUUCUUCCAUAUUAAGUCUAGAGUAGACGCGACGUUUAGAAAGUGGAAAAUGUUUUUUAAACUAGCGGUAAUAGAGUUGAUAUCGAAUUCAAUUGAAUUCGAUCGCUGUAGUUAUAUGGUGUCGGUCGGUGGUGAUUGUGCGUAGGUUCAUAUUAAAUCGUGAGAAUAAUGAGCAUGAAAAAAUGCCACAACGCGCGUCGUCUUCGUCCAACUUGAUGCGUCCUUUUGUGGUGUUGGCCCUGCCCGGGAUGUAUUUGCUGUACAAGUACAACCAGUAUCGACAACAGCAAAUGGAGACCGCACGGCGACGGGUCACCGAGCGUGAGCUGAUGCAUCUCAAUACUAAAAUCGAUAAAUUGCUCAAUAAACUGGAGGAAAAUGAGCCUGAAUUAGCUUCAUCGCCCGAGGAAGAAUGCGUAAUUUGUGUGAACGCGAAAGCUACGAUGCAGACGUCGCCUUGCGGCCACCGCGUGGUUUGCAGACGGUGCUUCGUGAAGACCAUACAGAUGGCGGUGAGCCAGCGCUUGCUGCCUCUGCGCUGCGUCAUCUGCCGUGCCAAGAUAUUGCGGCUGAGACAAGCGCCCCGGCUCGUUACCAGCAAGAGUUGGCAAGUAUCGAGUACCAACAGCAAGUCAUGGGGCGUGCCCGGCUCGGUGUCGAGCUACUCUGUGGGUGCCCGUUCAGUGCCCGCCUCGGCCUCACUCUAUUCCGUCACCAGCGGUGAAUCUUCCCUCUCCGGAGUGUCUUCCGUUUCGUCGAAUAGUGGUGGUAAUGUAAGCAGCAGCUGUACGACCAAAUUAUGUGGUGGAAGUAAAUGUGGUGGGGCUUGUCUUGGAGCCGUCCCCCGACCACCGUCUGCUUCCGCGCCGCCGAAGCCACGCCAGCCAGCCUCGAAUUCUUUACGACGUUCACAACACCAUAGCAUGAAGGCUAGACUUCAAGAAUACCACAGUUAUACGGGCGGACCUGCAGGAGAGCCUUCGGGGCGACUUCCUCCUAUUAGAGAAUUCCAGAGAGAGUUCCGCGAGGGAAGACGCGACAGUGCGACUACUUCUUGUGCCUCUACUAGAAUAAGGUGCGCACAGAAAAUAGUGACACAGCUAGAAACUUCACCACAGAUAGACAAACAACAUUUCUUCCGACCUCAAAAACCUUCAAAUAAAGACGAUUCCCCUAAAUCUAGAGACCAUAGCAAAGAGACUGACAAGAAAAAAGAUAACCCCAAAACAAAGCCC